AUGCCCGCGCACUCUCGCUCCUUCCGCUUCUCGCAUCACGAAGAGCAGAAGUUUGAUGCGUACGCUGUCUGCAACAGACCCGUCGACCUUACGUGGCUACUCAACGCUCCCACGCUUCCGGACACCAUCCCUGUCGACAGUGUCGAACUCGACUCGUAUCAGAACCUCAUUCUCCUCUUGCACUACGACCAGCCAAAUGCCAACGAGCAGUCUCCUCAUGGGAAUGGUGCCAAGGUCUUUCCUGUCCAACUCGAUCAUGCCGUCAAUCCCGGAAACGGUCUUACGAACGCACACGAGCAAGCACGCAGGGCGAUGAUCGACAUACCUUUCACGGAGAGCGAUCUGCCAGAUGGUGGCCCUGAUGACACGAUGGAGAUCGAGAUGAAGCUUUGCGGGGACUAUUUCUCGCUAUUCUUCCGUUACACAGUUAGCCAGCGAGUGGUUAUUUAUAGCUGGAAGACAGGUGAGAUGAUCGCGACCAUCGACAGUGACCGAGACCGCAGCGACACUCGAUUCUUGGAGACCCUUCAUCCAGGCGACGUUACACAAUUUGCCUGGUUCUCUCCUGAUGCGUUCGCAAUUCUUUCAACCGAGGCUCAUCUGGAUAAAGCGGACCGUGACCCGAAGUUCCCUAGCUUUGAGGACGCCCUGUAUCUCUAUCAGCUUUCUGGCGAAGGUCGAGCAUCCGGGGAAGAACCAGGGACAAUUUCUCGGAGCGUUGCUUUAGAGCUGCCUCGCUGGAGGUCAAGCUGGCGUCAUGAAGCGUGUCGCAAACUCCUCAAGUUCGUGACCAGCUCUUGGAACGAGGACGUAUAUCCCGGGUCAUUAUCUUUCAAUGCAACACAGCGCGUGACCGUCUUGAUGGAAGACUACGCGUACGAUGAGAAGCCCAUCUACAAUAUCCGCUACGUGCUCCGGAACGACCUGCUUGUGAACUUCCUCCUGCAAUCUUACGACGGACAGGAAUUGCGCUGGGAAUAUUGGGGCCCUACAAUCGGUGCAGCCGUCUUCGAGAAUCCUUCGAAUCUCAGCGACAUACAGGUGUGCGGUAUGAUGGUGCUUACUGUAUUGCGGGACGACGCUCGCAAUAUCACGCGGAUCGAAUCAAAUCACUUCAAUCCCCUCGACCACCCCGGACCUGGCGACCUUCUACUGGACCAGGCCCCAAUCACGCCGAAGGUCGAUAUAUUCGAACAAGGUCAGAUAUAUACUACAAUGGUGUAUCGCACCUUGACCUACACCCAUCCCGGAACUGCAACCCAAUUCCUCCUUCGUACUGGCUGCGUUUAUUCGUCUCUGGUUGGGAAAUGGGGACUCCCUCAGUCUAUCUGA
Peniophora sp. CBMAI 1063 is the source of this 1332-nucleotide messenger RNA. Lineage: Eukaryota; Fungi; Basidiomycota; Agaricomycetes; Russulales; Peniophoraceae. The record is from the annotation of a GenBank genome assembly.